UCGUUGGUGGUGGUGGUGGUAUACCUGUUGUGACAAUUGUCUAAUUGUGUUUCGUCUGGAUUUAAUUCUAAAAAUAUAACCUGAGUUCGUAGAAAUUCACGGGAAUUGGUGUUGAUGGCUGUUGUUGGAAGGUUGCACAAUUUGGACAACGGAUGCGUUAAGGGAAAAAGCGAGAAGCAGAAGAUGGAAGACGAGCUGGACGACAAGAUCAUCUACCAGACGUACAUGUCCCACAUGAAGAUCAUGUCGCGUAUGGCCUGGGGCAGCGGCGGAGGCGGCGCUGGAGGUGGUGGAGGUGCUGGCAUGAGCUCGAUGAGUUUCUCUCCGGUGGCGAUGGCCUCGUACGUGGGGCGACUCUUCAGAGCGUACGUGCUGAAGCCGGAAAUCCUGAUCUUCGGCGUAGUCAUAUUCGUGCUGUUUAUUUACCUGCAUUCUGUCGAUGUUUGGAGCAGAAAUGUGUUGGGCAAAUUGCAGCAGACGCUCGGCUCGCAGAGGACCAAAGAGAAACGGUUGAAUCUGUUCAAUUCUGGAGACCUGGAGAGGGCCAGCUGGGAGUUGAAGGUCGGCCCGGUGAGCGCUUACGCCGUGCAGGGAAGGCGAGCGAAGAUGGAAGAUAGAUUCGUUAUAAACGAUGAUAUCAAUGGUACCGGAGUGGCGUUGUUCGCCGUUUUCGAUGGUCACGGCGGUGAGUUCGCUGCGAACUACGCCAAAGAUAAGCUGGUGAAGAAUCUGACGGAUAAGGUGGUCGAAAUCAAGAAGUUGAUCCAAGGCGGAACCGUCGUCGGAGAGGCGGAGAAGUGCGAAGACGUUACGACGACGUACGGGUCGGCGGCUCAGAGGCGGAAGAGCUUCAAGAAGACGACGACGGACGAGUGCAUGGGCGGAACGACGGAGAUCACCGACGCGGAGAUCUUGAAUAAACUGGAGAGUCUGAGGCCCAUCACGAGAGAGGCGAAACCCAGCAAGGAGCCGCCCCAAAAGGCGGUGCCCAUCAAAUCGUAUUUCGACAAUACCGGCACCAUAGAUUACGGAAAAUUGUUGACGGAUCAAGUGCUUGCUGCUGAUAGAUUGUUAGUGGAAGCCGCCAAGAAGACGCUGGAUAUUGCCGGCACCACAGCGCUCAUAGCAAUCCUCGAGGGUUCGAAGCUGAUCGUAGCGAACGUCGGCGACUCCAGGGGCGUGAUGUGCGACGGUCGUGGAAACGCGAUUCCGAUGUCCUUCGACCAUAAACCUCAGCAGAUGAGGGAGAGGAAGAGAAUCCGGGAGGCUGGUGGUUUCGUCACGUUCAACGGCGUUUGGAGGGUGGCCGGAAUCCUGGCUACCUCGAGAGCGCUGGGCGAUUAUCCGCUGAAGGACAAGAAGCUGGUUAUCGCGGACCCAGACAUUCUGACUUUCGAGCUGAGGGAUCACCGUCCGAUGUUCGCCAUCCUCGCUUCCGACGGUCUUUGGGACACCUUCAGCAACGAGGAGGCGGUAGCCUUCAUCAAAGAACGUCUGCACGAACCCGAUUACGGCGCGAAGAGCAUCACCCUGCAGGCCUACUAUCGCGGCUCUCUGGACAACAUCACCGUGAUCGUCAUUAACUUCAAGGAGAACGCCUUCAGCUACCAAAAGACCAAACCCUCCGCUUAGAUAUCUGUUACCAAAAGGGUAUCCAACGCGAUGGCAAGGAGCGACGGAAGACUAACCGCAACAAAGUUUAAAUGUGAUCUAGAUUAGUUUUAUUUAAGAUAAUCAAAAGAAAUAUUAAUGCAUCUUCGGUGUUGCUGCUGGCAGACGUCUUCGACAUUUAUUUAUCGAAUUUGCCAUCGUUUUAUUUUGCAGCCUUCAAAGAGAGUUUGAUUGAUUUAUUAUUUAAUAUAUUUAUAUAUGAGAGUGCGUUGAGUAAGUGAAAGUCGACUCCUUUUCCUCAAUUUUGGUUUGGCAUUUCCGUUUGGAACACGAAUGAAUCGAUACGAUUGUGAGUAUAUUUAUGUACAUACGCAUUAUUCAAUGAUGAACGAGAAUCGAGACAAGAAA
Nicrophorus vespilloides is the source of this 2019-nucleotide messenger RNA. Its product is annotated as protein phosphatase 1L. The record is from RefSeq and is a predicted model, not a curated record. The transcript has 4 exons. The coding region runs from base 115 to 1632 and encodes 505 amino acids. NCBI's taxonomy places the organism in Eukaryota, Metazoa, Arthropoda, Insecta, Coleoptera, Silphidae. Gene Ontology annotation, molecular function: protein serine/threonine phosphatase activity; cation binding. Gene Ontology annotation, cellular component: cytosol; nucleus. Gene Ontology annotation, biological process: positive regulation of canonical NF-kappaB signal transduction; protein dephosphorylation; negative regulation of canonical NF-kappaB signal transduction.